GUUGAACCGCCAUUUUGCCGUGCUGAAUGCCUUUGUUUAUUUCUGCCAGCUUGCCGUCCGGUGUAUUUUGGUUUUGAAUUUUGGCCUUCGCCAUGGCCAUGAUCGCUACUGCAACAGGUGUUUCAACGAAAAGGAAAGAAAUAUACAAAUAUGAUGCGCCAUGGACGAUUUAUGGCAUGAAUUGGAGUGUUAGACCAGACAAGCGUUUUAGGCUUGCUCUGGGAAGCUUCGUUGAGGAAUACAACAACAAAGUGAGCUUGCGAUCGAUAAGUGUCUGUUUUUAGAGUUUCUUCUCAACUGAUCGAUUUAUUCAUUUCUUUGCUAGGUUCAAAUAAUUUACCUUGACGAAGAGACGGCGGAAUUUGUAGUUCGAGCGACUUUUGACCAUCCAUACCCGACAACGAAAAUCAUUUGGAUACCCGAUAGUGUAAGAUAGAAAUCUACCGUUUGGUUUCGGUUAUCUUUUAUCGUCCUAUCGCUGAAAAUUUUAGUAGGUGCUUAGCUGGUGGUAUUGAAUCCAUGCAUUGUUAGUUCGUGCGCAAGAUUUUCUUGUUAAAUUUACGGAUAAAAGUUGUUGCUUCGCCGAAGCACAGCUGGCAUGCAGCUUGGCAAGGUGAAUUUAGAUGAUCGCGAUGAAUACUCAACCAUUUGCCAGUUUUUAAUUGCUUCGCGUUUCGCAUCCAAAAUUCAUUACCACUACGCUUUCAAUUCAGAUGAUUGCGCACAUUAUCGAGUUCUUUGUUCUUUCAAAUCAUCAACGAAUUAACACCUUUGCCUCUUGGAUGCUGGUGUUAAAACGUUUUUAAAAAUUGAGUGAAAAGCCGGGAAGAAUUUGUUCCUUAUUUUGUUUGGUGUGUAGUACACCCAUGCGAUCACUGUGGUCUGUCUCCCAUGUAUUUUUAUGCUAAUCUUGUCAUUAUUGAAAAGUCCAAAGAUCGUAUCUGACUCUACAUGUAUCCUAUACCUUCAGAUAUUGAUAUAAAUGUUUAUAAAUAAGCUGUUAAUGACUUUCUUCAACAGGUGGAGACAGAUCACUGUGCUUAACAGGCAUGGUUAGAUCUAUGAAUGGCUACCCUAUUGCUUUCCAUGAUUGUCAUACACAGAUGCAGUACAUUUUCCUGAGUUUCUUUUUUUGCUAUGUUUUAUCCACUAUCAUGCAUACUCUUCCAACUACACAUUUCCUACUGAUGUGAUGGGAAAAGUCUGCUUUAACAGUCUUGACCUGAAAUGAGUUGUACCCUUUCCAAACUAGUCUGAUUGUAUUUUUCUUUAUUUCAGUUGUAAUUUUCUUGGAAUUUAAGCUAUGUAGAUAUAAAAUUAAUUACAAUUAUAAGUCUUUCAAAAUUCAACACACAUGUUAAGCCAUUAGGAAAUAACAAUCUUCUCUACAUCAUUAAACAAUGCAUGACCAUGUAUCAUAUAUCUUUGUACAACAGAAGGGUGGCUAUCCUGAUUUAGUAGCAACAUCUGGAGACUAUCUUAGAGUAUGGAGGGUCAGUGACUCUGAAGUGCGUCUGGAAUGUCUUCUGAAUAAUGUAAGAAUUCUGAGUUUUUUAUGUUAUCAAAUAGACAAAGUUUUGUUUGAGUUGUAUACUAACUGUUUGGUCAUUGCAAACAUGUAAGUGUUCUUUAGAAGUACUAAACAGGCCACAUUUUUGCUGGUUUGUCAUUUCUGAAGUGUUGAACUCCUGAAUUAGACAACGCACCAAAGUUUAAUACCUGUCUGGAUCUGUCAAGAAGUUUUAACCUUUCCUAGCUAGUGAACAGUUUGUAUAAAGACAGAUGUUAAAGAAUGAUUGUGAGUCUGAUACAAGGAAGGGAAAAAAAACAACAUGUGGAUUAUUGUGAUAAAGUGUUUUGUGUAUUUGAUGCAUCUUGCUUUGUUUUCAUUGGCUAAGAGCCCACCAUAACUAUCCAUAUGUACUGCACCAUCUACUGUAGCUACACUAACAUUCUGCUCAUGCACAUUAUGUUCAUGCUCUUCCUUGGAAAAUGGCUGAUUGCUUCCUAAAGCUAUCAAAGAGAAAUUCCAGAAAGUGUUCUGGAAAAUGAAUUGGAUAGCCAAAUAAUAAUACAAAUAUUGAACUUGGCUAUUGCUAAUUAUUAUACAUUAGACAAACUCUGAUUGGUUGGGAGCAUACAGUCAAUGUACAAUAGCGUGUAAAGUUGACAUGAUAACCCAAUAUCUGCACCAAAUAUUGGGUUGUUAUGUCGAGUUCAGACUGCCCAGUUUCCAAGCCCAUCAUCCAUGAAAUGUUCUCAAACUUUUGCAGACUUAGAGUGAAGUGUCUUCUUUUGCAGAGUUGCUUGAAGAAUGUAUAAUUAAACACUUAUUAGUUUUCACACAAUAUCAUGAAUUUUCCAACCUCGUGUCUGUGCUUUCUGCUUUAGCCUUUAGCUUCAGCAGAUAACUCAGACCUUGGUUUUGAUAAUUCGUGACAUCAUGCUCAACCUCACUUAUUAAUUGUGCAAUAUUAUGGUUACUUUGUCUCUUGGAGACCAAGAUAAAUAUUUACCUCAGUCUCAACUUUACUUAAAUACUGCUAACUGAUUUCUUUUCUGAUGACAGAGCAUGAUAUUUUGCAUAACCUUGUGCAAUGGUUGCUUAUCAUUUGUUAUGCUACAUGUAUACUUUAUAUACAGAAUAAGAACUCUGAUUUUUGUGCUCCACUGACAUCUUUUGACUGGAAUGAGGUGGAUCCAAAUCUAUUGGGGACAUCAAGUAUUGAUACAACAUGUACCAUAUGGGGACUGGAGGUAUGGCAGUGGCUUACUUGUAUAUGCAAAAUCUGACUGACCUUGUUAGGUAAUAAUGCUAAUUCGCGACUCUGAUGAUGACUUCCACCAGGGCUGUUUAAUUUUUAGUCAUGACUAAAGAUAACAGCCCUCCUCAGGACUACCCUCAUAUGGACAAUCAGAAUACAAGUACACAAUCAAGUGAUACCUCAAGGUCUAAACCAUUUACUGUAAUGUUGCAUUGUAAAUGGAAAUGACUUAACUGUAAAAUGUUAUCAGGAUUUUUUAAUGUAUGACUUGUAUAGAAGAAAGAUGGGUCACACUCAAGUCUCUUCUUGAUUUGCACAGAUGUAUGUUGUAAUGAUUUGAGUCAUUUUACUCAGCAAGGCAUUUUGUGUGUUUUGAAUGUCAGUUUUGACCUGUUUUUCUGCUGGUUUUUUAUAGACAGGUCAAGUUAUUGGAAGGGUGAACAUGGUGUCAGGACAUGUCAAGACUCAACUUAUUGCACAUGAUAAAGAGGUAGGAUGAUUAUGUUAAGAAGCAAAGAUCCUAAGCAAGGAACACAUUUGUUAUGAUUUUGCCUUGUUGAAAGGGAAGUUGUAUUAAAUUGGUGUCAUCCUUUUUUUUUUAACAAGAGCAGAAAAGAAAUUCAGCCCUGCCAUCUAGUGAAGUUCUGUGAGAAAUUCUGAUCUUGGUAACUGAGUUGAAAUACAUGUAACAUCUUCUUUUUCAUUCUGUAGGUGUAUGAUAUUGCUUUUAGUCGUGCUGGUGGUGGAAGGGACAUGUUUGCUUCUGUUGGAGCUGAUGGUUCAGUCAGAAUGUUUGAUCUUAGGUGUGUGUUUUUUGUUUUCUUACUUGACAUAUAGAAUGGUAUAUGCUGCCUUGUUUUGACUGCAACUGUCAUUAUAUGAUGUGUACAGGGUACAUGUACUGUAUGUCAUGUUGUGGAGGAACUUAAACAUCACAAGAAGUUUUAUUUUGGAAAAAAAAUGUUCAUUUUUGUACUUUGAAUUAUUCCUAACCCACCUCAUGGAUACAAUGUGAGUUUCAUGAGUGAAAGACACCAAUAUAUAUAUAUAUAUAUAUAUUUUUUUUUUUUUUUCACCUCUUAACCCUUAAACACCCAUGAGUGACCAAGACAGAAUUUCUCCUUACAAUAUCAACACAAUAUCAACCAGAUAAGCGAUGAGAAUAAAGAAAAAUAUCAGUUUGGGGAUAAUUAGUUGAUCGAAUACUAAAUUCUCUGAACUAAUGUUAUAAGAAUUGUGUGGUUGACACUGAGGAGAAUGACAAAUUUUAUCUGGGAGUUAAAGGGUUAAUAUUCUUUAAUUUCAGUUUUUGAAUGUAGAUUAUAGGACUGGUAUAUGUAUGAUGCAUUUUAUGCAUGAAUACUCAAAAUAGUAAUCACCUACUGCUUACUGCAGAGUUCUCUGUAGCUCUAUAGAAGCAUUAAAACAUGGAAUCCAAAGACCCUUUGUUUGAUUCCUUAUAGGAACUCUUUGUCCCAUACUCAUUACAGGAUGAAAAAUAUAUAAUUAUUUUUAUUUCUUUGGUACAUGUUAAAUAAUCAGAUUAUACAAUAAAGUUUUGUAAAAAACCUGAUUUUCUUACAGGCACUUAGAACACUCUACAAUAAUCUAUGAAGAUCCACAACACAGUCCCUUGUUAAGAUUAUCAUGGAACAAACAGGAUCCUAACUAUUUAGCAACUUUCUCUUUGGAUGCAAUGGAGGUUUGUUGACAGUGUAUAGUCUGUAAAUAAAAAGGAAGUUAUAGUAAAUGAAUAAUUACCCUCAGGUAAUGUGUGCUUGAAUCAGCUGCACUUGCAUUACUGUAGCGUUUCUUUUGUUUUUGUGUACCCAUGUUGUGAUGACUCAUCCUUGUUCAAGAGGCCUGGAAAGGACUGUUGUCAGUGCUAGUGACAGCUGCUUAUUGAUGUCGCUAUGAAGCAGCAGGCCAAGGUUGUUCAAAGCUGGGUUAAGAUAACCCAGGGUUAGUUUGAUAUCCAAUCUCAGAUCAGAAAGCUUAAAAGAAAAUUCAGUAAAUUUUUUGUCUACAAUUUGGUAAUUGGAUGCUCUAAAUACAAUAGAGAAAAUUAUCCCAUAAAGGCUUUUGAACAAAGGAGUAAAGAAAACCACUUUAAAAUUUAACCUAGACUAUUUGCACUGAUCAGCCUUUGAACAACUGGGCUCUAAGAGCUCUAAUUUUUUUACACACUUAAACUGUUAACUCAUAGAAAUGUCUGGUAAAUUGUACUUACAAUGUAUGUAUGUAGUAUUUUGGGCAUAUAGAAAAACUUUUGAGUGAAUUUCAUAGACCAAAGAAAAUAUCUCUUUGCAUCUUUUUACACAAUUACUAACAGUAGUAGAAUAUAAUUAUUCUCCAGAAUUCUAAAAUGUCAUAGCUCCAUGAAUCUUACUUUUGAUACUGACUAUCAUCUGUCCCAGGUGAUAAUAUUAGAUGUUAGAGUACCAUGCACACCAGUGGCAAGGUUAAACAACCACAGAGCCUGUGUAAAUGGCAUUGCAUGGGCUCCACAUUCAUCUUGUCAUAUCUGUACAGCAGGUUAGUUUCUGGCUUUGAUGUCUUGCUGAUGUUUUGUACAUGUGCCAUAAAAUUAAAUGCAAUAAAGAAAUGUUUAACUGAUAAACACCAUCUUGUGUGGUGACACUGAUGAAGUGUAGCUUUUACUGUCAGGGAACAGGCAGGAAAAGCAAAACAAUUAUGUCCAAGGAAACAUUGGGAGACCUUUUUGUGAUCUUAGGUGACCGUUUGGCAGACUCUUUUAGAGGCAGAUGGGCUGACUGACUGUCUGAUGAACUGAUUGAUUUUCUGUCUGUCUGCCUGCCUGCCUGCCUGCCUGUCUGCCAUGACUGAGAACCAUUUGCUGCCAGUUACUAGUUGGCUAUAUGAUAUGAACUGUAUACAUGUAUAAAUUCCACAUUAUUGGUUUGAUAGCUUGUUUGAAUCUUUCUUGAAGGUGACGACCACCAAGCCUUGAUCUGGGACAUUCAACAGAUGCCACGAGCCAUUGAGGAUCCCAUUUUAGCUUACACUGCAGACGGAGAGAUUAAUCAGAUUCAGUGGGCGAGCACACAGCCAGACUGGAUUGGCAUCUGCUACAACAACAACUUGGAGAUUCUAAGAGUAUAAUAAUGUAGAAGGAACUUACCUGUAUUGAGGAUGGAAGUUUGGUAUCCCUGUUCAUUCAUGGAUAUGGUCUUGGGAAUUGAGAUGUCUGUCCAUUUUUGGGACAAGUUGUAAGUGUCUCUUGCAGGUCUCUUGUGCCCAUAUUUUCUUAUAUGAUGUUUUACUUUGUUGAGACACAGAAUUUGCAAAACUAGGAUGCUUAAUGGUGGAGUCUUCUGGUGCCAGUGAGGAUAGUCUGGACAUAACAACUGUUGGUGAUAGAGAAGGGUACUUUGACAACCUGAGAGGAAUUUAUCAUCGAUUGACUCUAGUGAUGACUUCCUUUCAGGGUUUUUAAGCAGCCGUCACUACCAAUGACAACAGUCUUUUCCAGGCCUUCCCUCAUGCAGGUCAUUGUCAGAACAUACAAUUUAUUGUUAUCAUGGCUCAAACCAAAUCCUAAAUUAGAGCAAUGAUUCUCCUUUUCAGUUUAUUACUCUGCUAACCUUUUCACACCCAAGAUCUCAGUUAAAAUUCUCCUCUCUGAUGUCUACUUGUUCCUGAUAAUUGUAGCUCAGAGAAUUAUUUUGGUGUCAACCCUUUAAAUCCCAAGAUCUCAUUUUUAGUUCACCCCCUAGCUGCAGCAGAAUUCCUUUUAUAUUAGUUGCAAGAAUUUGGUGUUAGAUCAGGAAAACAAGUCCUACCAGAUAAGUUUGAGUAUUCUCAUUACCUGUUUUCUCGACAAUGUAUGGAUAUCAGAGAGAGAAGUUACAUAUUGAUCACCUGCAGGAGUUUAAGGUUAAAUCAAAUAACAUCCUCCUGUUGUUCUUUUUCCAUAUUCUCAUCACCUUUCUGGUUGAUGUUGUAUUGAUAUGGUAAGGGGAAAUUAGUUAUUGGUCACUUGUGGUGGUGAAAGAGUUAAUAGAGAAUUUUUUUGUUUACUGCUGUCUUGUAGAUAGCCUCUCUGAGUUCAGGCAAGAUCCUUCUACCCAUGUUUUCUUGUUUGUUUAUCUCAAGACAAUGUAGAUGUCAUAUAUUUUCUAAUCUUGCAGACAGUUAUAAUAUUUUUGCUCACGUGCUCUGUACAUGUAGAGAUGAUAUAAAUGUAGUGUAAUGCUUCUGAUUUCCUUUGUAUAGCAGAGCAUUUCCUACGUGUAGUUAAUAACAGGUAAUAGAUUACAUGUUGUAUAAAUGUACAGUAGACUAAUUUAAGCUUGAACAUGUACAAGAGGAGAUCAAUUUUUUUGGUUUUGAUUCUUUGUUUUAAAAAGUCCGUAAACUCGAAACAAUAGGUGAUACUCAGUAGUCUUUUAGUUUAACGAAAUUGAUUAAAGUAGUGAGUGACCAUCAAAUUCCUUUUUAGCUGGAAGUUUACUGAGAGAAAACAAGUACUUUGCUGAAAAAGGAAAAAAUCAUGGGCAAUCAAGUUAGAAUUUAUAGUUUGCUUCCUUGUAUUUGCAUUAGUCAGUUUUGAUUUAAUGGCCCAUUAACAAUGCAUGAUAACUAGAAGCAACAUUUAAAGAUUGGACUUAAUUUUCAAAGCCUUAUUUGUUGGGCGGUGGAAAUAUCAACGAAGCAACAUUGUACAUUCUAAAUUAACUUAAAUAUUCAUCAAUUCUCUUUGUUAACAUUUAGGGUAGCAUAAAUUCAUUGUAAGCUACGUGAGAUUUUAAAUUGAAGUCAUAGAUUGCCUUGUUUCUGUGUAUAUUUAAAUAAAGUGAAAUAUAUGUUAGUUCUUCUAUUAUGUUUAAUACAACAGUAAAGUUUAUGUUCGCGGGCAUUAAAUUGUUGUGGGCCACUCAGAUUCAUUUUGACUCGAGCAGCUUAGCAAGGGUUAAAAUGACUCUGAAAGGGGUCCAAAACAUAUUUAUGCCCAAGUAUGUAAAGUGUAUUGCUAUUGUUAUCAGUUUGAAGGGCAUUGAAGUAACAGACACUGAAAAAAGACAACAAAAACGGGUUAAAAUAUAUUUUUGCUCGCCAAAACCUCCAUUUUAGUUCGCACAAUGCCCGACAAAGUGGGGAUGAUUUUAAAUCUUUUGGUCUUGUUGAUGCAACAACCAGCCGUCCCCUAAGCUUUUGUAAAAUGCCAGCUUUUUCAGCUCGCCGUCUUAGAUAAUCAUUUUACUUAUGUAAGUCGAGAAGCUGGAUUCUUCUUUCUUUGAACGAUUAUUGGAAAUGUUCUCUAUUUAAGAACUUAUGACAAUUAAAAUGAUUUAUUGCUUGAUUUUGAGUUUCUUCUCGUCAAUAUACUUAUUCAGUGUCACAAUCAUCGACCUUAAAUUUAGGACUUUUGAAAGAUCGUUAAUUUUAACCCAUACAAAGGAACUGAACUUGACCGUUCAGUAAAG
Molecule: messenger RNA, 8212 nt
Organism: Pocillopora meandrina
Lineage: Eukaryota; Metazoa; Cnidaria; Anthozoa; Scleractinia; Pocilloporidae
Source: the annotation of a GenBank genome assembly